AUGGUCCCUAAACCAUGGCUGCCACCCGAAAGGAAGAAGAACUUUGAAGUUCUCAACCUGAGUAAAAGGGUUCUUAGAGAUGAGGUGAUCAACUUGUUGAGUAGAGGUAUGAAAUUUGUUUUCUCAUACACCCACACCACUUUCUUCGAUUACAAUAAUUUGAUGAAAAAUAUAAUCAAUAAAGAAAUUAAAAUGAAAAAUAUAAAACAUGAGAAGAAACUAACUUUGAAACUCUUCAGAAACCAUUUUCUCAUCAAGCCCUUCAGCAACUAUUUUCAUUGCAAUGAUAUUUCAAUUUCCUUAGGAACAACAGCAAGCGAUCUUUCUAAACAAUGGUUCACUCGUCAGCAACUGUAA
Molecule: messenger RNA, 357 nt
Organism: Helobdella robusta
Lineage: Eukaryota; Metazoa; Annelida; Clitellata; Rhynchobdellida; Glossiphoniidae
Exons: 2
Coding region: 1-357 (118 amino acids)
Source: RefSeq, a predicted model, not a curated record